Molecule: messenger RNA, 2758 nt
Organism: Echinops telfairi (small Madagascar hedgehog)
Lineage: Eukaryota; Metazoa; Chordata; Mammalia; Afrosoricida; Tenrecidae
Gene: BMT2
Product: base methyltransferase of 25S rRNA 2 homolog
Exons: 6
Coding region: 1-1461 (486 amino acids)
Biological process (GO): negative regulation of TORC1 signaling
Source: RefSeq, a predicted model, not a curated record
AUGGCGAGCAGCCCUUCGCCCAGCUAUCCCACCGCCUCAGAGCCCCCCGGUUUGCAAGCCCCGCCUCCUCCAGCUGCUCGCUUCCCAAACAACCCGGUGCGCCGUCGGCGCUCUCCUCCGAUUGGCCCUUGUUGUUUUCCGUUUCCGCCCAGCCCUCCGCUCUCCACCAAUCAGCUGGUGCGCUUGGCAAAUUCUGUGAAAUCACAUUGUGCGAGCAGCACCAUGUUAAAAUCUUAUAGGAAUCUUCUUCUGGUUGUCCUCAUUGCUGUUGCUGUUGUUGCUGGAGCUGUUACAGAAGGCAGAAGAAUGGGUGCCAAUAGCAGCAGCACCUGUGCGGCAGUGGCGGAAGUGGAGCAAGAGGACAAGAAUGAGGAGGAAACAGAGUGCACCAGCCUUGCCCACUUGGGAGAUUUUGAUAAGAUCUGGAGAGAACACUGUGAAGAUGAGGAAACGCUUUGUGAAUAUGCUGUUGCAAUGAAAAAUCUGGCAGAUAACCAUUGGGCAAAAACUUGUGAAGGUGAAGGUCGUAUUGAAUGGUGUUGUAGUGUAUGCAGGGAAUAUUUUCAAAAUGGUGGAAAGAGGAAAGCACUCGAAAAAGAUGCAAAGAGAGCUGUGCUCGCCACGAAGACCACUCCAGCCUUGAAACCUCGUGAGUCGCCUAAGCUUGAAGGUCAUUUACCCAACCUCAGCUUUCCAAACCCUGAAUUCAUUACCGAGUUGCUACAAGCCUCAGGAAGGAUCAGGUUACUUGAUGUUGGCAGCUGCUUUAACCCAUUUCUGAAGUUUGAAGAAUUUCUAACUGUUGGCAUAGACAUUGUACCUGCUGUAGAGAGUGUGUAUAAAUGUGACUUCCUGAACUUACAGCUUCAGCAACCACUGCAGCUUGCCCAGGAUGCUGUAGACGCCUUUUUAAAGCAGCUGAAAAACCCUAUUGAUUCUCUUCCUGGAGAGCUUUUCCAUGUUGUCGUUUUCUCUCUCCUUCUUUCUUAUUUCCCUUCACCUUACCAGCGAUGGAUAUGCUGCAAAAAAGCUCAUGAACUGUUAGUGUUGAAUGGUUUAUUGCUUAUCAUCACACCUGAUUCCUCCCAUCAGAACCGCCAUGCUAUGAUGAUGAAAAGCUGGAAGAUUGCUAUAGAGUCUCUGGGCUUUAAACGUUUCAAGUAUUCAAAAUUUUCACAUAUGCACCUGAUGGCAUUUAGAAAAACCUCCCUAAAAACCACAAAUGACUUGGUUAGUAGGAACUACCCAGGAAUGUUAUAUAUUCCUCAAGAUUUCAACAGUAUAGAAGAUGAGGAGUAUUCUAACCCUUCCUGCUAUGUCCGAUCAGAUAUGGAAGAUGAACAGCUAGCAUACGGUUUUACAGAGCUCCCUGAUGCUCCAUAUGACUCAGAUUCUGGAGAAAGCCAAGCCAGCUCAAUUCCUUUUUAUGAGCUAGAGGAUCCCAUAUUACUUUUAAGUUAAUAUACAAGCAAAGACGAUUUAAGUCCAAAUUCCUUAAACUAAUUGCUUACACUAAUUGGAAAUAUUAUUAUGAGCUCAUAAAAUCUGGUUUGCAUAGAAAAAUGCAAAGGUUUACAGAGUUUGCUAUUUUUUUCUACUUCUCAAUUUAAAAUUUAUUCUUCUAUAGAAAGCCUACAAUUUCAUCCAUUGACUCCUGUCAUAACAAAAACCACUGAAACAUUAGUAUUAUCACUAAGAUAUCCUAGAAAGGUACUUCUUUCUUUCCGUUCUGUUGUGGGAAGUGAGGCUUCAUUUACUCCGUAUUUUUCUUGUCUUCAGCUUCUUCAUGUUGACAUUAAGCUGUUGCAGUGGGAAACUGCCGAUGCGUAGAAAGCUGUAGGUUGCACUUUGCUGACUCAGGAGUCGAAUGUGACCCGGAGAUUGCUGUGGCUUGGGGAUGCACUUGUCCCUUUGUUUUCAUUUUCCUAACUACAUUGUUGUCAGUAGCAAAAAAGCCAUCUUCUGUCUAGUUUUGUCUGAUGAUCCAGUAGUUCCUGAACAUUUUUAAGUUGGAAGUAAUUCAGUUUACUCUUCUUUCGUCUAUUACAAGCUCAUUUGACAGCAGCAAAUCCUGGGAAAGAGGUUCCCCCCAAAUUAUGUAUUCCAGUUCCAUUCACACAAUACAGUAAACACCAUUGCCAAAGUAGUAUUUUGGACCUUGGUGAUUAGUAUUUUUACCUGUGAAAGUUUACUUUUACCAUUUUCUAAUUUAGGCUUCAUGGACAAAAUUUUAUAUUUCAACAAGGAAUGAUGUAGUAUCCAGUACUGACCUUAAACACCUUGUUGAAAGGGUUUGCACUUGUGAGAGAGCUUUGUUCUAACUAGACCAAAUCUGAUAAAGGUCUUUACCUUUCUGCUAAGGAGGUGCUAAAUUACAAGUCUGGAAUUAUAUGGCAAAGUCGAAAAUUAACCCUCUGCAAGUAAUCUAAUAAAAUGGUUUUGACCUUUGAUAUUCUAAUCCCCAUCUACAUCCUUGCAGAAAGUUUUCUUUGAAUAAAUAAACCAUUAGUUGAUGACCAUUAGUUGGCAUUGAAAAAUGUCUUUCAGUGUUUCUGAAUCAGAAGCAAAUGACUAAGGAAAAUUAUUUGUCCAAUCAAGACAACAUUGGUUCUAGACCACUAAGAACAGUUAGUCUACAUUGUCUUGUCAGCCAGCAAUUGUCAUGUAAACGAUCAUUUUUAAGAGUGCCACUGUGUGGAUUUUUUUUCAAGUGGUUAUUACAUUAAAAUUACCUCAUAGUGAGGUUUUUGCACUGAAA